GCUCCGCGCCAGACUCGACCCCGCCGUCCGGCUGCCCUCCUGCAGCGGCUCGUCACCUCCGGGGUCCCAGCCUCCACGGGCCGGGACCGCCGCCGCCGCCGCCGCAGGACGGGGAGGCGGGCCAUGGCGUCCUGCGUGGGGAGUCGGACCCUGAGCAAAGAUGAUGUGAACUACAAGAUGCAUUUCCGGAUGAUCAACGAGCAGCAAGUGGAGGACAUCACCAUCGACUUCUUCUACCGGCCGCACACCAUCACCCUGCUCAGCUUCACCAUCGUCAGCCUCAUGUACUUCGCCUUCACCCGGGAUGACUCUGUCCCAGAGGACAACAUCUGGAGGGGCAUCCUCUCUGUCAUUUUCUUCUUCCUUAUCAUCAGUGUGUUAGCUUUUCCCAAUGAUUGUCAGGAGUGCUGGUGGGAUCAGGUCAUCCUGGACAUCCUGCUGUGCAAUGGCGGCGGCAUCUGGCUGGGCAUGGUCGUUUGCCGCUUUCUUGAGAUGAGGACCUACCACUGGGCCAGCUUCAAAGACAUCCACACCACCACCGGGAAAAUCAAAAGAGCCGUGCUCCAGUUUACUCCUGCUAGUUGGACCUACGUUCGAUGGUUUGACCCCAAAUCUUCAUUUCAGAGAGUGGCUGGAAUAUACCUUUUCAUGAUCAUCUGGCAGCUAACUGAGUUGAAUACCUUCUUCUUGAAACAUAUCUUUGUGUUCCAAGCCAGUCAUCCAUUAAGUUGGUGUAGAAUUCUCUUCAUUGGUGGCAUCACGGCUCCCACAGUGAGGCAGUACUAUGCUUACCUCACUGACACACAGUGCAAACGCGUAGGAACACAGUGCUGGGUAUUUGGGGUCAUUGGUUUCCUGGAAGCUAUCGUGUGCAUAAAAUUUGGACAAGAUCUCUUCUCUAAGACCCAAAUACUCUAUGUUGUGCUUUGGCUUCUUUGUGUGGCUUUCACCACCUUCCUGUGUCUCUAUGGCAUGGUUUGGUAUGCAGAGCACUAUGGUCACCGAGAAAAGACGUACUCAGAGUGUGAAGAUGGCACCUACAGUCCAGACAUCUCCUGGUCUCAUGGGAAAGGCUCAAAAGGUUCUGAGGACAGCCCACCCAAGCAUCCAGGCAACAACGAAAGCCACUCUUCCAGAAGAAGGAAUCGACAUUCCAAGUCAAAAGUCACCAAC
Molecule: messenger RNA, 1173 nt
Organism: Leptonychotes weddellii (Weddell seal)
Lineage: Eukaryota; Metazoa; Chordata; Mammalia; Carnivora; Phocidae
Source: RefSeq, a predicted model, not a curated record